Messenger RNA from Phytophthora nicotianae INRA-310, 201 nucleotides. RefSeq lists its product as hypothetical. The record is from RefSeq and is a predicted model, not a curated record. Bases 1 to 201 code for a protein of 66 amino acids. NCBI's taxonomy places the organism in Eukaryota, Oomycota, Peronosporomycetes, Peronosporales, Peronosporaceae. The transcript has a single exon.
AUGCGGGAGAAGCUGAUUGAGACGGAGAAAGGAAAAGGAACGCCGAGUGCUGGAUCAGCAGGAGUUAUGCGGAUUCAGCUAUCGACGAGGGAGGACACAUCUGUGAUUAUUGAAGAAGGCGAAGGUUAUCGUCCUGGCUCACCUAGCGAGCAGUAUCAUCGCCAAGAAGACGUUUCGCCAGCGCUGACGAUGCUGCAUUAG